Molecule: messenger RNA, 1326 nt
Organism: Penaeus indicus
Lineage: Eukaryota; Metazoa; Arthropoda; Malacostraca; Decapoda; Penaeidae
Product: phenoloxidase-activating factor 3-like
Exons: 10
Coding region: 66-1202 (378 amino acids)
Biological process (GO): proteolysis
Molecular function (GO): serine-type endopeptidase activity
Source: RefSeq, a predicted model, not a curated record
UUGAGACGUCAGUAGUCCGCCAGCUUUUGGGGAGGACAGACGUGGCAGGCGAGCAGGCAGGCAGGAUGGGGUGGCAGGCCGUGACCGCAGUCGCGAUGGCACUUAUGGUGUCCUCCGUGACAGCUCAGACCCGCGGGAGUAGCUGCAGGACGCGAGAAGGGCUGACGGGGACGUGCGGGCCCAUCAGGGAUUGUCCUGUGCUGAGUAGCAUCCUGCAGAACAUCAAGCAAGGGACGGCGCCCCCGGGUUCACUCACCGUACUGAGGAAUGCCAUCUGCUCGUUUCUGAACAGCGAGCCCCUCGUGUGUUGUCCCUCUCAGAGCUUGCCCGUUCCUGCUCCGCCCACAAGGCCUCCAGUCGUGCAGACGACGCCCCCCAGCCGCCCCAACGUGAAGUGCGGGAGCCGCGGAAUCGACGUCAGGAUCAUCGACGGCGAAGACGCCCCUCUCGGCGCCUGGCCCUGGAUGGUGGUUCUGCGCGGCAGAGUGAACGGACGCCGCUCGUGGUUCUGCGGCGGAGUGCUCGUGUCCGACCGCUACGUCCUUACCGCCGCUCACUGCUUCAAGGAGAGACUCGGUCUUGUGCUGGAAAUAGCUAGGAUCGGGGAGCACACGCUCUCCUCCAACCCAGACUGCUCCAAAGGGCGCUGCGCUCCUCCACCGCAGGAUAUUCCCGUGGAGAGGAUCAUCCGGCACCCCCAGUACGGCUCCCCGUGCACGGAAUGCAACGACAUCGCCCUCCUCCGGUUGAGUCGUCCGGCCGUCCUACACCCGGUCUACGUGGCGCCCGUGUGUCUCCCGGUCAACCCCGUCCAAGACAUGGGCUUCUCUGAGCAAGAAUUCCAGGGUAAAGCCGCCUGGGCCGCUGGCUGGGGCUCCACUGCGACGGAUUUCACAGACAACCGACGCCCGGAAGUCCUCCAGCAGGUGCAGCUGCCCAUUCAGGAGUUGAGUUACUGCAACAGGCUCCGGAGGAGCUACCCUGACCCCCGCAUGACCCUCUGCGCCGGGGGGGAAGGGAGGGACACGUGCCGAGGAGACUCUGGCGGCCCCCUGACCCUCGACAACCAGUUCGGGAGCAAAGUCUUCAUCGUCGGAAUCACCAGCCUAGGCCCGAGGAACUGCGGGUCCGCCAACACCCAGGGCCUCUACACCAACGUCCGCUUCUACAUCCCGUGGAUUCUCAGGACCAUUCAGGGAUAGAUGGAGGAGGAUGGAGUGACUGGGAGGAGGAUGGAGUGACUGGGAGGGGGAUGGAGUGACUGGGAGGAGGAUGGAGUGACUGGGAGGAGGAUGGAGUGACUGGGAGGAGGAUGGAAUGACUGGA